Molecule: messenger RNA, 660 nt
Organism: Pipistrellus nathusii (Nathusius's pipistrelle)
Lineage: Eukaryota; Metazoa; Chordata; Mammalia; Chiroptera; Vespertilionidae
Source: the annotation of a GenBank genome assembly
AUGGAAAAGCUAUACCAGAGCAUAAUGGGAUACUAUGCUGUUGAUGUGAAAAAGGUGUCCGUGGAAGACUUUUUGACUGACUUAAAUAACUUCAGAGCCACAUUCAUGCAAGCAUUAAAGGAAAAUGUCAAAAAAAGAGAAGCAGAGGAAAAACAAAAACGUGCCAGAAUAGCCCAAGAAUUGGCAGAGAAAGAAAGACUUGAACGCCAACAAAAGAAAAAGCGCUUAUUAGAAAUGAAGACUGAGGGUGAUGAGACAGGAGUGAUGGAUAGUCUGCUGGAGGCCUUGCAGUCGGGGGCUGCCUUCCGCGAUCGAAGAAAAAGGACACCGAAGCCAAAAGAUAUUCGGCAGAGUCUCAGUCCCAUGUCUCAGAGGCCUAUUCUGAAAGUUUGUAACCAUGAAAAUCAGAAAGUGCAGUUGACAGAAGGGUCGCGUCUACACUACAAUAUCAAUUGCAACUCAACAAGGACUCCAGUCGCCAAGGAGCUUAAUUACAACCUCGACACUCACACGUCCACAGGGAGGGUCCAGGCAGCUGAGAAGGACACCUGCCGUGUAGAAAGCAGCAGAAAAAGGGAAAAGGAACUUCUUGGCUCAGUUUCUAAAAACGAAUCCCUUCCUGAAGUUGAAGCCCUGCUGGCAAGAUUACGAGCUUUAUAA